CCACUUCCUUUAUCUGCAAAAGCAGGAGCGCAUUGAUGAAAUGUUACAGAGAAACGAAGUUAAAGCUGAACCACACUCUGAUUUCAGCUCAUAAUCCAUCCAUCCAUACAUCCUACAAAAGAAGAUUCUGCAGCCCACACUCUGCUCCCUCGCUCAGUGACACUUCCUCUGCGCUCUGCAAUUCUCACCAUACUUUAUCUCAACAAAAGAGCAAAAGCUGUUCCCACUUUCAACCUGCAAAAACUGCUAUUUGGCUUACAAACGCAGCCUCAAACAGUCACCUUUCCCGUUCUUUUGAUACGGACUAGCUCGUUCAUCUCUGAAGAAGAAGAAGAAGAUGAUGAUGAUGAUGGAAGUUGGAAGGGGAAAUGGCAAUGUCAUCACUGGGAAAUCUUUUUGCCCCUUCACUCCUUCUCAGUGGCAAGAACUGGAGGAGCAAGCUAUCAUGUUCAACUGCAUGGCAGUAGGAUUGCCAAUACCAACUCAUCUCCUUCUCUCUCUCAGAAGAAGCAGAUACUCUCAACCAAAGCCGGGCUUUUUUCCUCCAUACUCUCCUUUGGGAUGGGGUUGUUUUCAGUUGGGAUCAAGCGGGAGAGCAGAGGAUCUAGAGCCAGGGAGGUGUAGAAGAACUGAUGGGAAGAAGUGGAGAUGUUCGAGAGUGGCUUGCCCAGAUUCCAAGUACUGUGAAAGGCAUCUUCAUAGGGGAAAGAAUCGUUUGAGGAAGCAUAAAGAUGCCUCUCUUCAACAUGAAAGCUCUGCUGCCUCAGUUCUCCCUUGCUCUCCUCUUUCUCUUCUUCCUCCUAUCAGCAAAAGCAAAGACACAGCCUGUAAAGAGCCCAGGUACUUUCAUGGAACCUCUGGAUUGAUUUUCCAUCAUUGCUCUGUAUUGGGUUCAGACUUGAGAUUAGAAAGACCUGUGGAGUCUGAGAAGGGAGGAAACCAUAAGCCAAUUUCUCUUCAUUGCUUCUUUGAUGAAAGGCCAGAGAAGAUUGCAGAGGAUGAUGGAGCUCGGAGCUCUCAGUGCAAAUCACUGAAAAGAGCAGAAGAUUUAACCAGUUCUGGAUCUGUGAUUCCAGAGCCUUUGCCUGUAUUACUUGAUCUAAAUGUUUGAUUAGUGCUGUAUUUUCAUUACUAAAUUAUUAGUUAGUUUUUCUCUUCAAAUUGGAAUAUUUCUGGGUUUCUUGGGGUGAAUAGAUUAAUCUUUUUGUUUUUGUUUUUCCUUUGGCAUGUUCCAUUGUUCUGAUUUUAGUGCUGAGUUUCAUGUGAAUAUUUUCAGAUAGGAUUGAAGAGCUAAUUUUGCUUUGUUAA
This is a messenger RNA of Dendrobium catenatum, 1308 nucleotides long. RefSeq names its product growth-regulating factor 1. The transcript has 3 exons. The coding region runs from base 338 to 1111 and encodes 257 amino acids. Gene Ontology annotation, biological process: DNA-templated transcription; developmental process; regulation of DNA-templated transcription. Gene Ontology annotation, cellular component: nucleus. NCBI's taxonomy places the organism in Eukaryota, Viridiplantae, Streptophyta, Magnoliopsida, Asparagales, Orchidaceae. Gene Ontology annotation, molecular function: ATP binding. The record is from RefSeq and is a predicted model, not a curated record.